Molecule: messenger RNA, 1267 nt
Organism: Monosiga brevicollis MX1
Lineage: Eukaryota; Choanoflagellata; Craspedida; Salpingoecidae
Exons: 3
Coding region: 143-1267 (374 amino acids)
Biological process (GO): Arp2/3 complex-mediated actin nucleation
Cellular component (GO): Arp2/3 protein complex; actin cytoskeleton
Molecular function (GO): actin filament binding
Source: RefSeq, a predicted model, not a curated record
GUCUCGCAAGGAAAAAAGAAAAAAAGGGCAGCAUCCCCAUCGCUGCUCACUGUCGCAUCGCCUGACGCCCCCGCCCCAGCUCGCGCCCUUCCCGCAUUCGCCCAUUGCCAGUUGUGGUGUUGACUGCCCAGAGUCCGCCGCAAUGCCGUCGCAACACCAGCUCGUUUCCAACCCCACGGCACCUGUCUCCUGCCAUGCUUGGAACAAGGAUCGCACCCAACUGGCGAUCUCGCCCAACUCGACUGAUGUUAUCAUCUUCAAGUUUGAUGGCAAGACCUUUACGAAGGCGCAUGUGCUGCAGGAGCACACGCAGAACGUGACCAGCAUUGACUGGGCUCCCAAUAGCAACAAGCUUGUGACUUGUGCUCAGGAUCGUAACGCCUACGUGUGGGAGUUUGACGGUGCCGAGUGGAAGCCCACGCUGGUCAUUCUCCGCAUCAACCGCGCAGCCACCUGUGUCAAGUGGUCCCCAAACGAGGACAAGUUUGCCGUUGGCAGCGGCGCCCGUCUUGUUUCCGUCUGUCAUUUUGAGGAGGACAACGACUGGUGGGUGUCCAAGCACAUCAAGAAGCCCAUUCGCUCCACGAUUCUGAGCCUCGACUGGCAUCCCAACAACUGCCUCCUGGCCGUGGGCAGCAGUGAUUUUAAGUGCCGCGUAUUUUGCGCUGCCAUCAAGGGCGUGGAUAAGAAGCCCGCCCCCACCUGCUGGGGCGCGCAGACCAAGUUUGGUGAGCUGGUCCAAGAGUUUGGCACCGGCCCCGUGGGUGGCGGCUGGAUUCACGACGUUGCCUUUAGCGGCGACGGCAACCUGUUGGCCUACGUUGGUCACGACUCGAGCGUCUACGUCGCCGAUGGCAACAACAGCUGCCAGGUCUCUCGCCUGAUCACCCGCCAGCUGCCCUUCCGCACCGUACUGUGGGUCACCGGUCAGAGCUUCAUUGCCGCUGGUCAUGACUACACGCCCAUGCUCUUUACCUUUGCCGGUGGCAAGCUCUCCUUUGUCGGCGAUGCUGACGCACGUGAGGAAAAGGCGGCGGCCAGCAAGUUCAGCGCCCUGGACAAGUUCCGCAACCUGGACAAGCGUGGCACCGACUCCAGUGAUGCUCUGCAGACUUCGGUCAAGUCAGCCCAUCAAAACGCCAUUCUUGAGCUCUCCAUUGUAGAGGGCCAGGUGGGCAACGUGGCCAAGUUUGCCACCGUGGGUCUGGACGGCAAGGUGGUCCUCUGGACCAUGGCUGACAUUUCCUCGCGCUUGACGGUCGCCUAA